Molecule: messenger RNA, 4305 nt
Organism: Pseudopipra pipra
Lineage: Eukaryota; Metazoa; Chordata; Aves; Passeriformes; Pipridae
Gene: TCHP
Product: trichoplein keratin filament binding
Exons: 11
Coding region: 102-1529 (475 amino acids)
Biological process (GO): apoptotic process
Cellular component (GO): keratin filament
Source: RefSeq, a predicted model, not a curated record
UGGCACCUCCCCGGGCUCGGCUCAGGGGCCGCUUCUGCGCGUCCUGCGAGCGCUUGGGGCACGGCGGCACCGCCGGGUCGGGUCAUAGAGAGAACCCCCUCAUGUCCCCGUUCUUCCACCCUCGCCUCCCUCCGUCCCCGCCUCUCUCCAUCCCCAGUCCCUCCCUCCGUCCCCGCCUCUCUCCAUCCCCAGUCCCUCCCUCCGUCCCCGCCUCCCUCCCGUUCCGCGGAGCCCGUCUCGCCGCGUCCCUCGGCGCUGCCCGUAGCGCCGGGCGCGUUGCCGAGGCAGCGGGCGGCGAUGUGGCUGCUGAGGGGCCUCAGCCCGGAGCGCCGGGCGGAGCGGCGGGAGCUGGAGGAGCGGAACCGGCAGCAGUGGGAGCGCACCAGCCGCUCCUUCGCCCGCGCCGCCGUGUGCUGCUCCCGGCAGGCGCGCUGGAGCGAGCCCCGCGUUCGCCCUCGCAGGUUGCUGAGCAGCUGCUGCAAGAGCACUGGAAGGAAAACAGCACAGAGCUCCAGGAGGCGGAGUCGCAGCUGCACAAGAAGCAUGUGAUAGAGGCCUGGGGUGAUCAGCUAACAAAUAAAAACAAGGAAGAGGUGACUGAACUCGAAGAGAAGAAACGUUAUGAAAACAAGUACGAAAUGGCACGAAGGGAACAGCUGGAAAGGGUGAGACAAGAGGAAGAGAAGCAUCAGCUGGAAAAGAAGAAUCAAGCAGAGAUGUUGCUGCAGCAGAUAGAAGAACUGAAAUUGCAGGAGGCAGAGACAAAAAAGCUGAAAAAAGAAAAAGAGAAUUUAUUAAAGCAGCAGUGGGAGCUGGAGAACUUGGAAGAAGAGAGGAAACAAAUGGAAGAGCACCGAAGGCAGAAAGAGCUUGGUCGCUUUUUGAGGCAUCAGUGUGGUGCCCAGUUAAAGAGACGAGCGCAGCAGAUACAGGAGGAGCUGGAGACAGACAGGCAAAUCUUAUCAGCCCUCCUCGAGAGAGAAAAUGAGAAUCAUCUCCGGCAGUUGGGGUGUCGGGAGCAGGGGGUGGCAGACGUGGCCUGGAUGAAGCGUGUCAUCGAGGAACAGCUCCAGUUGGAAAAGGAGAGGGAGGCAGAGCUAGAGACUCUUUUUACGGAAGAAGCUAAAAAAGUGUGGGAGAUGAUGAAAGAAGAAUGGGAAAGGGAGAAGGUGGCCAGAGAUCGCCUGAUGAAUGAGGUCUUUGCAGGCAGACAGCGCCAGAUCCAAGAGAAAAUCAAGUUAAACAGACGUGCACAGGAAGAGACCCUGAAGUAUCGAGAGCAGCUGAUCAGAGAACUUGAAGAGGCAAAGGAACUCAGUCGGAGGGAGAAGGAGCAGGAGGAGGAACUGAAGACAGCCCACAGGCAGGAGCUGGAGGCACAGGGGACAGAGCGCCGCUGGCAAGAGGAGGAAGAGCAGUGGAGGGAGGAGGAAAAAGAGGAGAGAUGGGCCCGGCAGCGCCACAAGGAGCUUGUGCAGCAGGAGGGCGAGCGCAGGGUCUACAGUUACCCAAAGGCACCAUGGACCUGAGGAAUGAGCACUAAACGCAGCUCCAGACUACAGAAAGAGAACUUUGAAGACUCAAGGAACUCCUGAAACAAUGGUGGCUCUGGGACAGGCUACAGUAGAUUUGUGAAAAUAUUUAGCUGUGGCCCAGCUGAACAAGAGCAAAUUUCUACUGCCUUCAAGAAUGUGGGGGUGUGAGCACCCUCAGAGAACUGUGCUGAUAUGUUUUAGUAAGAGCUGGACUGUGGCAACACAGCAAAUAAUGGGGCCCUCUGGAUCUCAGCCAUGAAAGAAUACAAGGAAUGGGAGCUGCAAACCAGGAUGUGCUCUGUCAGGCUCCCACCUCUGAGAAUCAGGAUGUGCCUGAGUGCCCAGCUGGCUUUUGGGAGAUAAUUCAUUGUGCACUUUGCACAUCAGUCAGAUAAUGUGUGCUGUGGCACCAGUUCUUGAUUUGUCCAAUUCCUCUCCAGAAGGUGCUGAAGACUUCAUUAAAUGUUGUUUUUCACUUCUGUAAUAAGGAAUGAAUAAAACCUGAACAAGGAUUUGUUUCUUUUCAUGAGCAAACUACUGAAGCAAUAGGAGGGGAGACUGAGUUGAUUAUUGCACUUGAUUUCUUGCUGUUAUCAUUGGCAACUGCACCUUGAAAUCACAGUCACAGCACAAGGAGCUGAUACAGGGCUGUGACAAAGAUGGGAGUCACCCCAGCACUUUACUCAACUAGAGAAACCUUUUCCAAGAUCUUUCCAGAAGCAGCAGUCAAAUAAGCCCAAAUUAUUUCACACACCGAAAGGGUUUUAGCAUUUUAUAGUAAUACUGUAAACAAAAGAUUAGGUCAAAAUAUUGUACAGACAGAAUGACACUGAUAAAUACAAGGAUUUAAAAAAGGCAAAAAAGCUUUUCCUUUCCUCUGCAGCAUUUUGUAAAGGAAGAGCAAGUUUGUUUACAGGGGAACAAGAGGAGAUCUAGUAAUAAAAGAAAACAAAACCACCUUUGUUGUUUCAGGUGCUAUAAGCUUUGUGACUGCAGUGCUGUGUGAUGGGAGGGUUAAUGAACUUGCUGCUCGUGGGUUCCCCCGCUGGGUUUGAACCCCUCUGAUUUCAGCAUAGCUGGAGCAAGGGCUGGCAGUUACCAAAGUGUCCCUUGGGUUUGGAUCAAAGGCAGGUUUAAAUAAGAGAUAAAUAACACCAUAACUCAGUGCCACCCUGCUUUGGAAAGCAGGUAAGAUAUGUUAAAGAACAGCACACAGAAGUGUCCUGAGACACUGAAAAAGACCAGCUGCUGCCUUUCAGUGAUUCCAAUUUAAGUUCCUAGAAGAUUCUCACUAUUUAAUUGCCAGGAGCAUGAUUUUGAAGGAGGUUUCAAAAAGGUCUUUUGCAGUUCUAAUCUCAGCCUGCCUGUGUUCCCAUCAGGCUACAGAUGCUUCUGGGAGUCAGAAGGGCAGAAAGGAAAUAAAACCCCACAGUGAAGAACAUUAAUUUACUGAGUUGUCAUCUCCUCUCUCCAUUCCUUCCUCCCUCAGACUCUGGAAGCCAGUUACAGCAUCAGGAAUCCAGCAGUGUUAUGGCACUUGUGUUUGGAUAUCCAUGCAAACACACCAUAAUUUAAAAAGGAACCAACCCCUGCUGCAGCUCCUGGGCAGUAACAACAAAAUUCCAAAUGGGACACAGGCAGAGCAAAAAUUAGUGAUUUCCUCUCCCACCUGAAAUUCAGAUUCCCAAAAUGUCUCAUUUUUAAAAUUAUGGACUGACACAAUUUUGUGAACUGUUAGGAAUGAAGAAACCUGGAGCACACGUGGCCUCUGGGGACCCACCCACCCUUGGGCCAGGCAGCCUGGCAGGGGUUACUCAGUAACUUGUCAAAUUUUGAAGGAUUUGCAUAAAAACUUCGGAGAUAUAAGAAAUGUUUUCACAUUUGGAUAUGUUGAGGUACAGAGGUUAUAUACCAUGGCAGACACAGCUGCUUUUGCACUGGCACUCUUCUAACUUCCUUUUUCUGUUAAUUAGCACAGAAACCUUUAGUAAAAUUGGAUGUGGAGUUACUGAGCAAGGCUGCUGCAAACAAGACGGUGCCUUGAAGAUGACAGGAAAAUUCUGUAGGAAACUUAAGAAAGAAUUACUAACUCAGAAACAAAGGAUAAUAUUUUAACCACUAAUGCCCUAAAAGUAACAUCAAACAUAUAUAUUAAUGGCAUAGUGACAACUAAAAGAAAUAACUAUUAAGUUUCAAAUUCCUUCCAAAACAGAUAAAGUGACAAAGACCUUGUAGAGUUACACGUAACAAGCUUGGAUGCCCACAACUACUAUUGGUUUAGCAGACUAAAAACAUAUUGCACAACAGUUGAUAUGGGAAGAGAGAAUAUUCGGCUUGUACCCCGUUACCAGGAUGACAAACCUCCUUCCUGCUGGUUGGCAGUGAGGGUCCCGGAGCCUUCGGAGCCUCAUCCAGAGGGAUCCUGGCAGGUGAGGCUCCAGGAUGGACGGAGCGAGGCAGACACUGCCCUCCCAUCCGUGCAGGUGGUUCCAGAGGAGUCCCACAAGCAGGAUCUGAAAGCAGAACGUGGCCCCAAGGAAACAUCUACAAGAGCUCGAGACAGCACUGGGACGUGGUAUUGGCUCGACAGCUAUUUGCAACAUGCUAUUAUCCAUAACUACACUGGCAACACAGGCACAAAAUAAGGCAGUGGGUUAAAUUAAUCAUAAGAUUGUUAGAAAACAUGCAAAAAUAAUACUGAGUUUAAAAAAAAAAAAAGUUUCUUGCCCCUUUAAGUUUUUCCUCGUAAAAAUUCGAAUAGUCCCACACC